Molecule: messenger RNA, 693 nt
Organism: Pristis pectinata (smalltooth sawfish)
Lineage: Eukaryota; Metazoa; Chordata; Chondrichthyes; Rhinopristiformes; Pristidae
Product: interleukin-20-like
Exons: 6
Coding region: 1-693 (230 amino acids)
Source: RefSeq, a predicted model, not a curated record
AUGAAAUGUGUCGCCGGAGGGAUCGGGCGGCUGCCUGUCAUCCUCAGCGGGGCUCCCCGCCGCUGCCCGGGUGUAUUUAAGGGAGCCGCCGUGCAGAGCUCGGCACAGCUGCAGAGGGGAAGACCACACACCCUUCAGAUGGCUCAGGUUCCUCGCUGUUUCACCAUGCAGACUCUGGGUGCUGCCUACAUCCUGGCUGCUCUGCUCACCUCUCACCCCUGCGCUGCCCACGGUAGGAGACUGAACUUUGGCAGGUGCACAGUGACAGCCAGCAUGGCUCGGAUCCAGGAGGCCUUCCUGGAUAUCAAGCAGGCCAUACAAGCUGAAGAUGCAACUGAUGACAUCAGGUUUCUCACCAGAUCUACAUUCAACAGCAUUGAGGCCCAGGAGAGCUGCUGUUUUCUGCGCCACAUACUGAGGUUCUAUGUGGAGACGGUCUUCAAGCACCACACCCCAUCCAGCCCUCUCAUUGAAAGGAGAACCAGCAGUCUGGCCAACUCCUUCCUCAGUAUCAAGAUACUGCUCCGGCAAUGCCAUGAAGAGAGGAAGUGUCACUGUGGAGAAGAAACCAGGGAAAAGAUAAAUUUGAUCCAAACCACCUUUGAAAAGAUGGAGUUAAAUGCUGCAGCUGUUAAAGCAAUUGGUGAAAUUGACAUUCUGAUUGAUUGGAUGCAACAGGCCCACCACGAAUAA